AUGAUAUCGGUGCAAGUUGUGAUUGUGAUGUUGGCCGGCGUUUUUGUGCCGUUUGUCGCCGGGGCAGCCGCUUACUGCCCAUCUCGGUGUGUUUGUGACGAUGUUAAGCUGCACGUGACGUGUGGCGAAGGCGAACUGGAUGUGCUACCGAUCGCGUUGAAUCCCGCCAUCGAGCGGCUAGUGAUCAAGUUUAACCGCAUCAAGGCGAUCGAUUCAUCGAUCCAGUUCUACAGUGAUCUUACCAUGCUCGAUCUGAGCUACAACCAUCUGCUGGGCAUCCCGAAGAGCAUCUUCAUGUACCAGAAGCGGUUGCUGCAGUUGCAUCUGAACAACAACAAGAUCUCGUCGAUCGGCAACAAAACCUUCGCUGGAAUGGAUGAGCUGCGUGUGUUGAAUCUGCGCGGGAACUUCAUCGAGGAGGUGACGAAGGGUUUGUUCAAGGCACUUCCCAAGCUGGAGGAGUUGAACUUGGGCGAGAACCAGAUCGGAUCGCUGCACCCGGACGCCUUCGCGGGGCUGACCAAUUUGCGCAUCCUGCAUCUGGACGAUAAUGCGAUCAACGUCAUCCCGACACCAUCAUUCCGGCCUUUGCGGUUGUUGGCUGAGCUGUACCUUGGACUGAAUACGCUUAACCAGAUGCAGAUCGGAUCGUUCGAGGGUCUCCAGCAUCUACGCCGGUUGGAUGUGCGGGGUUCGAUGCUUGUUAACCUGACCAUCGAUACAUUUCGUGGCCUGGAGAACCUACGAUCCCUGGACAUCUCCGAUAAUCACCUGUUGAAGGUGCCAACUGUAGCGCUCAGCAUUCUACACCGGCUGGAGGAGUUAUCCAUCGGGCAGAACGACUUCGAGAUCAUCCCCGAGGGUGCUUUCUUUGGGCUUUCAAACCUCCGCAAAGUGUCCAUCUCGGGUGCGUUAAAUCUGCAGCUAGUGCAAUCGGGUGCAUUUGCAUCGAACGCGAAUCUCGACACGAUUGUGCUCUCCUCGAACCGGCUGCUUGCCGAGCUGGAUGAAGGUGCAUUCUCUGGACUCCCGCACAUCGAGAACGUGAUCUUGCGGGAUAACGCCAUCCGGACGCUGCGUGAGGAACUACUUCCAUGGAAGCAAAUGCGAAACUUCGAUAUCUCCGGUAACCCGCUCGUUUGCAACUGUCACUUGCGCUGGAUGAAAGACCUUCUGCGUGAGAAACCCGUCGAAACCGAACAGAGCCAGGUGAUCUGUCAGUAUCCGGAGCGAUUCGCGGGCGUUACUUUGCGCGAGAUCAGCUCGGAGCUGUUGGGUUGCCACCAGCGUCAGUCGAAGGAUCGUGCAGUUGUUGGGGUAGUCCUGGUGGCGACUGCCGCUUCACUGACAACGUUCGUGCUUGUGGCGUAUCGUUUGCGGCAUCGUUUGGUAGACGCAUUGGGACCAAACUGGCACAACAAACGCAACUCACUGAAAGAGGAGAAAGAUAUGGAGUACGUGAAGGCUUUCCCAGAGAUCGAGUACCAUCAGCCAAACUUCAACAUCUACACCUGCAAUUACCAGCAGAUGUACCAGCAUAAAGCACCGGGUUCGCCUCAGUAUCACAUCUACGAGAUGCCCAUUCCCGUGUCCGAUCUCUGA
Molecule: messenger RNA, 1602 nt
Organism: Anopheles nili
Lineage: Eukaryota; Metazoa; Arthropoda; Insecta; Diptera; Culicidae
Product: insulin-like growth factor-binding protein complex acid labile subunit
Exons: 1
Coding region: 1-1602 (533 amino acids)
Cellular component (GO): extracellular matrix
Molecular function (GO): protein binding
Source: RefSeq, a predicted model, not a curated record